This is a messenger RNA of Mucor mucedo, 3094 nucleotides long. RefSeq lists its product as uncharacterized. Gene Ontology annotation, cellular component: cytoplasm; plasma membrane. The coding region runs from base 28 to 3015 and encodes 995 amino acids. Gene Ontology annotation, molecular function: calcium ion binding; protein binding. The record is from RefSeq and is a predicted model, not a curated record. NCBI's taxonomy places the organism in Eukaryota, Fungi, Mucoromycota, Mucoromycetes, Mucorales, Mucoraceae. Gene Ontology annotation, biological process: endosomal transport; endocytosis. The transcript is spliced from 4 exons.
CAACAUUAUAAAAAAAACAUAAAAAUCAUGUCUUGGGAUUCACAACUUUCACCACAAGAAGCAAAGUAUUUCCUUCAAUUAUUUCAGUCUGUGAGUAAAACACAAGAAGGCAUUGUCACUGGCAAUGAAGCCGUACGCUUCUUUGCUACUUCGGGUGUACCCAACGAAAUAUUAUCAGAGAUUUGGGAAGCUGCUGAUCGUGACAAGGUGGGAUACCUCACUCCAGAAACUUUCUCCAUUGCUUUAAAGCUAAUUGCCUGUGCCCAGCAUGGCAAAGAAGCUUCUGAGCCCGUCUUGGCUACAGUGGUUCCUCUUCCUCAAUUCGACGGAGUAGCUCCUAGUCCUAUUAGCACACCUUUACUAUCAGCACCUUCCCUCAACAACAAUGCAUCUCUUAUCACAGCAGCCGAACGCGAGAAAUAUGCAAAUAUCUUUAAAGUACAUCAACCAGUCAACGGCGUAUUGGAUGCCAAUACAGCCAAAAGUGUCUUUUUAAAGUCGAAAUUACCCAUGGACACUCUAAGUCAAAUCUGGUACUUGGCCGAUGUCCGCCAAUCAGGAUCGUUAAACCAAAGUGAAUUUAUUAUUGCCAUGCACUAUAUUGCCAAGUUAAUGGAUGGAACACUUUCUAGCUUGCCAGAUAAAUUACCGCCAGCUGUCUUUCAAUCUGCCAAUGGUAACACAACACAACAAUCGCCGCUUGUGCGUAAUAUGACGAUCAAUUCACCUGCUAUGGGCUUCCGUCAACCUCCUCCUUCUCAUCAUAUGAUGACCCCACCGCAACGUGCAAGAACAAUUGAUUCAUUGGGUAAUUUGGCCUUUGGUGCCGCUGCUAAUGAACCCGCAGUACAACAAUGGGAUGUCUCUGCACGUGAGAGACAACAAUUUGGUGCCUACUUUGAUAAGAUUGAUGCCAAUCAUGUUGGUUUAAUCCAAGGCAAAGAGGCAGUUGAAUUCUUCAAGAAUUCGAGAUUACCCGAAACUGAAUUGGCACAUAUCUGGGAUUUAGCAGACAUUCAACAACGAGGUGCUUUAUCAAGAGACGAGUUUGCCGUGGCCAUGUAUUUAAUUCAUAAAAGAUUGGCAGGAGAACAAUUACCUCAGACUUUACCAAAGACGUUGAUUCCACCCAGUCAUACUCCAUUACAGUCCCCAUUUACAAAUGUCGUGUCUAGUCCAUCUAUGUAUCACUCUACUGCCUCACCUGCUGUGACUCAACGGUCACUCCCGGAUCAUGACCUGUUGGGCGAUUUUGGCAAUGAUGGUGUAGCUCAUGAAACCAACCAAGUGAAUUUACUAUCUAAUCAAGUAUCUUCCUUAUCGAUGCACAAGACGGAUGUACAACAACAAAAGAGUUCAGCAGAAGAUACCUUGGAGCAACUGAUCAAACAGCGUAAGGAUUUGGAGGCACAAAUGGCUAGUUUACGUAUGGCGCAUGAGGCAGCAGUCAAGGAUUUGAACGAGAUUCAAGAGACUGUACGACGUGAAGAAGGAGAAUGGGACCAAGUUCGAAGUGAAUAUGAUGCAUCCCAACAAGAGUUAACCGCAAUCCAGAACGAGAUUGCACAGACGCAACAAACGUUAGAGAAUGGACGUGCCGAAACCGAAAGUCUUCGACGACGCGUGCAUGAGAUUGGAGAAGAAACAAAGAAGGCACAAUCUGAAUUAGAGAAUUUAAGGUCCCAAAACAAGCAGACAAACAUGAUGUUGGAUAUCAAUCGACGUCAGGUCACUGCAGCAGAACAAGAUCGAUCAUUAGCAAAACGUAACUUAGAAGAUUAUAAAGUGGCUGCUAAUUUAACUGGUGAUGGUGGGGAAGAAGAGAAACAGGAAGGUUCAAUUUUCACAAGUGGAGAUAGUCCUGUUGAACCUACUACUGUAUCCACACCCGCGCUUCAAAACCUAUUUGGUGAUUCACCUUCCAUUGGACAUGCUUCUCCGUUCAAUGAGUUUCAAGCCGAGGCAAAUAAAAAUGCCACACCCGCUUUUGAUGAUGCAUUUUCUCCUGCUGCUGGUCCCUCUGUCAGUGACAAUGACUUUGAUGCAAUCUUUGGUAAUAUCAGUAGUCCCGCUUCUACCAAUCAAACUCCAGUUCAUGCAUUUGACCCAUGGGUUGCUACAACUCCUACUACACAAGUAAGCACACCGGGUAGUAAAACUUCCCGUGGACCUCCUCCCCCUCCUCCACCUCAAAGCAGACAUCAUCGACAAACGUCUGAAGUGAGCUCAAUUGCGUCUGUAGUGUCCACACCUUCCGGAGCUAAAAAGCAACGUGCCCCUCCUCCACCUCCACCUGUCGGAUUAUUCUCACCCACCUUGAGUACACCCCAAAUCAAUGAGCAGGAUGAUAGUGAAGAAGAUGAUUUCGAGGCCGCAUUUUCAGGAAAAUUACCAGAGGCUAAAAUUGUGACCAAGACCAGUGACGAUGAUGAUGAAUUUGCGGACUUUGACGAUGCAUUUAGUUCAUUUGAUACCGUGAAACCUGCUGCCCCCGCUGCACCUACAACAGCCCAAGCCGAAACAAGUGCAACCAAGUCAGCGGCUCCUGCGGUAGAUAAUUGGCCAUCUAACUUUGGUGGAUUUAAUUUCGCAAGUGAUGAUAAUUUAGCCAGUAAACCAUCGCCUACAGCUGCUGCUGCUGCUGCUCCUACAGCAACAAAGGAUGAUGAUUGGGAUUCGAUCUUUGGUACGGCUUCCAGCACACCCACUGCAAAGGCACCUGUGGCAGAAACCACCUCGGAUGGAUUCGAUGAUGCGUUCUCCAGCUUCGGGGAUGAUUUCGGAAAGCAAUCCGUGGUGAGUACACCUACAACAGCCAAGGUUUCAGUGCCUGUAAAGACAACACAGCCACAAAAAUCCAUGUCAGUAGGAUCCAUUGGUAUUGUGGGAGAUAAAAUCGAAGAGUUGGUCAAGAUUGGAUUCAACGAAAAGGAAGCAAAAGAUGCUUUAAACCGAUAUGACCAAGAUUUGGAGAAAGCUACUAAUUUCUUGCUUGAUCAAUCUUCCAAAGCUUAAACUUGUGUGUAAAUGAUAAUAUUAAUAAAAUUAAAAAAAAAACAAUAGUUUUUUUUGUGCGUUUAACUGCUAAAGAAAA